AUGAAAAAGAAAAGAGCAAGUUUUGAAGAAAAGUUACCUAUGAUUUUAGAAUAUCUCAACAAUAAACUCCCUGACACUGCUUAUCAAUAUCCUUUGGUAAUUUCUCUGCCCAAGAAGAAUCAAUUAAGAUAUGCUGGAAAUUCCAAUAAAAAUCCUAUGAAGAAAUUAUUGAUUGAAAGCACCCCAAUGAUACCUUUCAUAGAGUCGAUGCCAGAUGACUAUAGUAAUGAAGAUGAUUCAUUAUAUACUGUAUUUAUUUAAAUAAGGAAUUAUUAUAUAAAAAUAGGAUUUAUUAUAGAAAUUAAGAAUACUUUAAAUGCUCCGAUAUGAUUAGCUUUGAUAGAGAAUCUUUCGCGUCAUUAUCAUAUGAAGAACGAUAUCUCCCUGAUAUUCCGAUUAUGAAAUCAACGAAACCAAAAGCUAUUGAAUCAUCUUAUAAGCCUUAUCAAAUAGAGCCAAUUAUUGACUCAAAAAUAAGCAAAAUAAAACCAAAAACAGCGACAAAUUGAUUUUAUCCUUCACCUAGAGAGAUUUCGCCAGCUUCAAAAAAUAGUUUAAAUGAAAAAUCAAAGCCUCCAAUCUCCAAUGACUCAAGCUGCAAGUCAGUGCUUCGCAAGCGAAAAAUGAAAGCUAGACCUUGCUCAGGUCACCCGAUCGCUACAAAAAAUACCCCCUCAAAGCCUGAGCCCUUAUCUAUUGCAAAUGAUAUACAAAUUAAAUCUGGCCCAAUUUUAAAGGACCUUGAAAAAAAUGUGGUCCGCUCACAAAGCCCAAAUAUCCCAGCUAAUCCUCAGCCAGCUAUAAAAAAAAGGUCUUUACCUAGAGAAACUCCAGUUAUUUUUGACCCCAACCAAAAACGACGACCUUUAAUGAGCGGCGCUUUAACAGAUAAAGCUGAUAAGCACAGAGAAAAUAAUCUUGACAUUCUCCUUAUGAACAAAAAUAAUUAUGAUCUCAAAUUAUUUAUGCAGGAAUAUAACAGACGCCAAGGCCUGCCUGAAGGCUCUAAAAUUUUUAUAGUAACAGGACAGUUCGAAUUUAUUAGAAGAGAGCUUAAAGCUAGAGGUUGAAUAGAAAACAAACAAAGCACGUCGCAGGCAUUUCAUUUGAAAUGAAUUUACAGUGACACAGAUAAUGAUUAUAAAGUGCUGAGACCUGGACAAUUAAUUAACCAUUUUAACAACAAUAGAGAACUGACCACAAAAAGUGGGCUAUUAAAGAAUUUGAGGAAUUUUUGUGAAAAUAAUGUAAAUAUUGAUACCUUUUUCCCAAGGUGUUAUGAUCUAGGAGAUAAUGUCCAAAUAAAAGAAUUUAUACAGGAUUAUCAAAAUACGGCGAUAAUAAACAUUGUUAAAAAACAUGCAGAUUUUUUUCAGUCAGACUAUGAUUUGCAGCCUGUUAAUUUGCGGUUGUUAAGCUUGGCUAUUCAGCAUACACAAAUGAUAGUUGGCAAUAUUUUUGAUCAAUGUGAAAAAAUUCAUGAUGUAGUAAAUAAUAACUCCCCUUUGCAGGAAACAAGAUUAUUUGCUCUUUAACGAUAGGGUUAAUUUUUCUUAAAAAAUCUAAAUUAAUAAUUUAGGGUUCAAGCUAAACUUAAUGAAUUUAAUAUUAGAAUCAUUAUCAAAAUAUUUUACAAAAAAUAUUAUCGUUUUAAUUUCCCCAAAAUCGUUGGAUUUUCCCUAGUCUUGCUUUUUAAUAAGGGAGUGAGGAUUUUAACUAUAAUAGCUAUAUCAAGGAUGAGGAUAUGAAAAGCUUAUUGGAGUAUAGUGAUUUCGACUUUCCUAUAAAAAUACAGCCUGAAACAUGGGAUUAUCCUAACAAAGAAUUGGUUCAAACUUGUAUUGAGCUGAAAAACACAAUUUUAAAAAUUUUGCCUCAAGCGGAAAUGGAAGGUGUAAAAAAUAUUUGAAUUAUUAAACCUGGGCAAAAUGCAAGAGGGUCUGGGGUUAGAUGUGUGCAUGGGCUUCAAGAAAUUUUGGAUUGUGGUAAACAAAUGCAGUCACGUAUAGUGCAGAAAUACGUGGAAAAGCCAUUUCUUAUCCCUACAAGCUCAGGGCUAUGCAAAUUUGAUAUAAGGCAGUGAGCACUGGUUACAAGUUUUUCACCUCUUACUAUAUAUUUUUUUAAUUCUUGCUAUUUGAGAUUAUGCCAGCAAGCUUAUAAUUUGGAUACAUUAGACGCAUAUACUCAUUUAGCUAACUAUUCUUUGCAAAAAAAUGUCGCGAAAGCCCAAGAAGACACUGUUUGGAGACUUUCUCAAUUUAUAUAUCUAUUUAUUAUAUUUAAGCUUAUUGCUACUAAUCUAUAUACUCUAUUUUAAUAGAAAAUAUAAAUUCCCCUGCCAGGUUUUAUUUAUUUUAUUUUUCUACCUGUAUAGAAUAUUUGUCAUCUAAAGAUAUUUCUUGAGAUGAAGCAGUCUUACCAAAAAUCCACAGCAUUAUCACAAGAACUCUUCAAGCAGUUUCUGAUAAUAUUGAUACGCGGCCUGAGUGUUUUGAGCUCUACGGGUUUGAUGUCAUGUUAGACGAAAAAUUAACCCCAUGGCUACUAGAAACCAAUUUAAGCCCAGCUUGUGCAGAAAGGACUGAGUGGCUUUCAAAUAUGCUUAACGCAAUGGGGAAAGGACUAUUUGAUAUUGUCAUAGAUGGAGCUGGAAAUGAUGACCCUUUAUAUUCACAGGAUUUGAAGCAGCAGAAAAAAAUAUAUGGAAAUUCUCUUGAAUGGGUUUUGAUAUAUAAAGGACUAGAAAUUCCAUCUGAUAUUGACCCGCUGAAUUGCAAUUUAGAAGUAUGUGGGACAAAAUUCAAUGUUAAAAGGGAAAGAAAAAUUGAAAGAAGAAUUCAGGUAGAAAAGGCAGCGCUGGUUAUACAGAGAGAGACAAGGAAAUUUUUAAUUAAGGUAAGGGCUGAAAGGGCAAUGGAGCUAAAAAACUCUUUAAUUGUUCAGCAUUUUCUUAUCCGUUAUAAAGGUAAUUUUAAUAAAAAAAUUUUAAUCUUAUAAAAAUAAUACAAAAAUUAAUUUUAUAUAGAGGAAGUUAGAAGGAAGUUUGCUUAUAUGAGCUUGGCGAAACAAAUUUUAAUAGUUUCUGCUAUUAAAAUACAAUGCAUUUAUAGAGGAUAUAAAGCAAAAAAAAUUGCAAAAGAAUUAAGAAAAAUAAGAGCUAUAAGGCAUAUUCAAGCCAUGAUGAGAGGUUGGAAGUCAAGAGAAAAUUUUAAAGAAAGAAAAACAGCCAAAGCAAUUCUUCGGCUACAAAGAGGAUUGAGGAGAAAAUUUGCCUCUCUAGAAAUAAAUCGAGCUAAAUACUAUCUUCAACAGAUAUCAUUUAUACAGCGUAUGUGGAAGCGAAGAUUUCGCUUACUCCUCCGUGAGCAACAAAACCAUUGGAAAAAUCCAUAUUUUACGAGUAAAAACCCACCCUCUGUAGGCAAAAAUUUUUUUAUAAAAAAUAUUUUGAGAUCAGUGAUAAUCAUUAUAAAAUCUCGAGCUAUUUUCGUUGAAAUUUAAAUAAUUUUCAUUUUAAAACAUAAACUAAUAUCAUUUUUAGUCUUUAAUGCUUGCAACAGUUUUUUUUUUAAUUUAGAAAAAAUUUAUAUAUAAAUUUAAAAAAAAAUACCCUCUCUAUGAGUGAACAAAAUUAUUUUGGUCGAUAGGAGGACGAAAGUUAUUAAACAAAAAAGCAAUUAUGAUACAAAAAUUAUACAGAGGAUAUUUAGGGAGAAAAAUUUAUUUUCGAGAAAAACAUUUCCAGUCUAUAAUUAUUACUAUCCAAAUUUCUAUAAGAACUUUAUUAGCCAAACAUCAUUUGAAACACAUAAAAGUCGCUAGAGCAUCCUCAAUUAUUUCUAAAUUUGAAUUUCAACGAAAAAACCUAUCAUGCAUGGUAUAUUACAAAACCAAUUCAGCUGCCCUAACAAUCCAAAAACACAUCAGGCGCUUUUUUGCACAAAAACUACUUGCUAAUCUUAAAAACGAAAAAAAGAUGCUUGUAAAUGCUAUCAUGCUCAUCCAAAAACAUCUUCGAGGCAAAAAAUCCCGCUUACAAUAUGAGAAAAUCAUAAGAAAUAGAGCAGCCACAACAAUUCAAAAAUACAUAAGAGGCCUCCAAGCAAGAGACUACUACAAAAUCCUAAAACUUGUCAACAAAUCGGCAAUUAUUAUCCAAAAAUAUUACAGAGCUUAUAGGGCACGACGAAAAUUCCAAAUGAUGAAAAGAAUCCAAAAGCAAGAGCAUGAAAGAAGAAAAAGACUAGCAAAAAUAAAAAAAGAACAAGAAGUAAGAGCAAUAAAAGCAUCAGAGAGGCUUUAUAGUGGUAAGCAUGGGCCUGAAAUUCAGCAGAAAAUUAAAUCAAAAACGACAGAAAAUUUUUUUGAUGAAAAAUUAAGUUUGAAAAAAGAAGAAACAAAAGUCAGCAAAGUCAGGGAUUCAGUGGAUGGAGAAGUAAUUAAUGCAAAACCUUUAAAAGGCCAAUGGGCUAGCACCAAAACUGUGGCAAGUUUUGUUAAAGAAGAGCAGCUGUAUUAUAGGUCUGACUAUAUCGAGAAAAAACCUGAAAAACAAAAACUAAGCAAAAGGUUUAAAAAAUUUUCUCCUUAUGAGCAAGAACUCCUUCGACAGUAA
Messenger RNA from Blepharisma stoltei, 4618 nucleotides. NCBI's taxonomy places the organism in Eukaryota, Ciliophora, Heterotrichea, Heterotrichida, Blepharismidae. The record is from the annotation of a GenBank genome assembly.